AUGAAAUAGAGAUUAGUAACUUAAACUGAUGAAGGAUCUCAAGAAAAUCCAAUUCAAAAGUCCAAUUCACUAUAAACCCAAUUUUAAAUAAUCUAAGUUGUAGGCAACGGAACAUUUGGUAUGGUUUAUUUGGCUCUUGAUACAAAAACUAAUGAAAAAGUUGCUAUAAAGAAAGUAUUUCAAGAUAGACGGUAUAAAAAUAGAGAACAUCUCAUAAUAUAAGAAUUAAAUCAUCCUUGUAUUGUCAAAUUAAGAUAGGCAUUCUUCACAUAGGGAGACAAUUCUAAAAAUGCAGACGAUAUAUUUCUGAACUUAGUCAUGGACUACAUUCCUGAAACUUUAAGCAAAUUCAUUCGAAAUUACAAAAAGAAUAAAAACCCAUUUCCUAAUGUUUUACUUAAAAUUUACAGUUAUUAAAUGUUAAGAGCAUUAGCAUAUUUAUAAGGAAUUGGAAUCUGUCAUCGAGAUAUUAAACCUUAAAAUAUUUUGGUUAAUCCUAAUAAUCACGUAUUAAAAAUAUGUGAUUUUGGAUCUGCAAAACGAUUAGUCCCUGGAGAACCAAAUGUUGCUUAUAUUUGCUCUAGAUAUUAUAGAGCUCCUGAAUUGAUAUUUGGAGCAACCGAAUACACGACCUCUAUUGAUAUAUGGUCUAUAGGAUGCGUCAUUGUUGAAAUGCUUACUGGUGAACCACUCUUUCCAGGAGAGUCAGCUACUGAUCAACUGGUUGAGAUAAUCAAAAUAUUGGGUACUCCUACAAUUGAAUAAAUUAAAAAAAUGAAUCCUCAGCAUUAAGAAUUUAAAUUCCCUUAGAUUAAAUGUCAUCCAUGGGCUAAAGUGUUUGCUAAAUUUAAACCAGAACCUUUAUUUGUUGAUUUUGUUAGUAAAUUACUUGUGUACCCUCCAAAGGAAAGAUUGAAACCUCUGGAAGCCUUACUUCAUCCAUAUUUUGAUGAAAUUAGACAAUAAGGAUUUUCAAUGCCAAAUGUGCAAUUGCCUAAUUUCUUUGAUUUCCAAAAAGAGGAACUUUAGAUUCAACCUGAAAUUGCUCAUAAAUUAAUUCCCUCUUGGUUUAAGCAAAAAUAGUGA
Paramecium tetraurelia is the source of this 1086-nucleotide messenger RNA. RefSeq lists its product as uncharacterized. Gene Ontology annotation, molecular function: protein serine/threonine kinase activity; ATP binding. Gene Ontology annotation, biological process: signal transduction; protein phosphorylation. Gene Ontology annotation, cellular component: cytoplasm. The transcript is spliced from 7 exons. The record is from RefSeq and is a predicted model, not a curated record. Lineage: Eukaryota; Ciliophora; Oligohymenophorea; Peniculida; Parameciidae.